Molecule: messenger RNA, 1319 nt
Organism: Mollisia scopiformis
Lineage: Eukaryota; Fungi; Ascomycota; Leotiomycetes; Helotiales; Mollisiaceae
Product: thiolase
Exons: 4
Coding region: 96-1319 (407 amino acids)
Biological process (GO): phenylacetate catabolic process; fatty acid beta-oxidation
Cellular component (GO): peroxisome
Molecular function (GO): acetyl-CoA C-acyltransferase activity
Source: RefSeq, a predicted model, not a curated record
AUCAGACGUUCAUUUCUCAUUCUCAAAUGCCGGUGACCUCGGUGCUGUGAUUCUUCAGGUUCUUAUUUUGGGUUGAGAAGUGCUGGUUUGUUGAAAUGGCGUCAAUUCGUUCAGCAGCGAGGAAGCUCUCACAAAAGACACCAAAUGAUGUGGUGAUUUUAGCAGCUGUAAGAAGUCCAGUGACGAGAGCAUUCAAAGGUGGAUUCAAAGAUGCAUAUCCAGAAGAUGUUCUUGGUCCGGUAAUGGUGGAAGCUGUCAGAAGAGCCAAGAUCCAACCCUCAGAUGUGAACGAUGUUCUCAUUGGCAACGUCCUCGCAGAACUUGGCUUCGCGAAAACUGGUCGAAUGGCCUUGAAUCAUUAUGGAUUUCCGAAUUCGACGACCUUUCACACAGUGAACAGACAAUGCUCGUCUUCCCUCCAAGCCAUCACUCAUCUAUCUCACGCCAUCAUGGCAGGACAGAUCGAUGUUGGCGUAGGAGGUGGAGUAGAUAGCAUGUCUCGAAACUAUGGCUCAAGGGGAAUUCCCCAGGAUGUAUCGCCGCAUUUGAGGAAUAGUGAAAACAAGCAUGCCAGAGAUUGUUUGAUGCCAAUGGGAUUCACGAGCGAGAAUGUGGCGGAGAGGUAUGGAAUUGGGCGGCAAGCUCAGGACGAGUUUGCAUUGGAAAGUCACAAUCGAGCAUUCGAGGCAAGAGAAAGUGGUCAUUUUGAUAAAGAAGUGGUGCCAGUCACAGUCAGAGCUGUAAAUGCUGAGACUGGGGAAGAGGCGGUAACUGAGGUGAAGCGCGACGAUGGGAUUCGAGGAGGGUUGACAUUGGAGAAGCUGGCAGCAUUGAAGCCUGUUUUCAAGCCUGAAGGAGGAAGCACUGCUGGAAAUUCAUCCCAAAUGUCUGACGGAUCAUCUGCAACAAUCCUCGCGCGACGAUCAUGGGCUGAAGAACGAGGCCUGAAACCACUUGGACGAUUCAUUGGCACAAAAGUUGCCGGAUGUGCACCAGACGAGAUGGGAAUAUCACCUGUAUUUGCUAUACCAGAACUGUUGAAGUAUACGGGAGUUGAGCUCAGCGAUGUGGAUGUGAUUGAACUGAACGAGGCGUUUGCAAGUCAGAGUUUAUACUGCAUUCAUAAACUAGGUCUGGAUAUGGCAAAGGUCAAUCCGAAUGGAGGAGCUAUUGCAAUUGGACAUCCAACAGGAGCAACUGGUGCGAGACAGACCGCGACGUUGUUCAAUGAGUUGCAGAGAUCAGAUAAGGAGGUUGGAAUGAUUAGCAUGUGUGCGAGCACUGGGCUUGGUGUGGCUUCACUAUUUAUUCGAGAAUAA